Closterium sp. Naga37s-1 is the source of this 6015-nucleotide messenger RNA. The record is from the annotation of a GenBank genome assembly. Lineage: Eukaryota; Viridiplantae; Streptophyta; Zygnematophyceae; Desmidiales; Closteriaceae.
AUGGCCACUCAGCGUUCUCCCUGUUUUCAUGGCCCCUCUGCGUUCUCCUUGUUUUCAUGGCCCCUCUCCGUUCUCCCUGUUUUAAUGGCCCCCCUGCGUUCUCCCUGUUUUCAUGGUCCCCCUGCGUUCUCCCUGUUUUCAUGCCCCCUCUCCGUUCUCCCUGAUUUCAUGCCCCCUCUCCGUUCUCCCUAUUUUCAUGCCCCCUCUCCGUUCUCUCUGUUUUCAUGCCCCCUCUCCUUCUCCCUGUAUUCGUGCCCCCUCUACGUUCUCCCUGUUUUCGUGCCCCCUCUGCGUUCUCCCUGUUUUCAUGCCCCCUCUGCGUUCUCCCUGUUUUCAUGCCCCCUCUCCGUUCUCCCUGUUUUCAUGCCCCCCUGUUUUCAUGCCCCCUCUCCGUUCUCCCUGUUUUCAUGCCCCCUCUCCGUUCGCCCUGUUUUUGGCCCCCUCUCCGUUCUCCCUGUUUUCGUGCCCCCUCUCCGUUCUCCUUGUUUUCAUGCCCCCUCUCCGUUCUCCCUUUUUCAUGGCCCCUCUGCGUUCUCCCUGUUUCCAUGUUCCUUCUCCGUUCUCCCUGUUUUCAUGCCCCCCCCUGCAUUCUCCCUAUUUUCAUGGCCCCCUGGCGUUCUCCCUAUUUUCAUGGCCCCUCUCCGUUCUCCCUGUUUGCAUGCCCCCUAUCCGUUCUCCCUGUUUUCGUGCCCCCUCUCCGUUCUCCUUGUUUUCAUGCCCCCUCUCCGUUCUCCCUGUUUUCAUGGCCCCUCUCCGUUCUCCCUGUUUUCAUGGCCCCUCUCCGUUCUCCCUGUUUUCAUGCCCCCUCUGCGUUCUCCUUGUUUUCAUGCCCCCUCUGCGUUCUCCUUGUUUUCAUGCCCCCUCUGCGUUCUCCCUGUUUUCAUGCCCCCCUGUUUUCAUGCCCCCUCUCCAUUCUCCCUGUUUUCGUGCCCCCUCUCCGUUCUCCCUGUUUUCGUGCCCCCUCUCCGUUCUCCCUGUAUUCAUGCCCCCUCUCUGUUCUCCCUGUUUUCGUGCCCCCCUCUCCGUUCUCCCUGUUUUCAUGCCCCCUCUCCGUUCUCCCUGUUUUCAUGCCCCCUCUGCGUUCUCCCUGUGUUCAUGCCCCCUCUGCGAUCUCCCUAUUUCCAUGCCCCCAUUGCGUUCUCCUUGUUUUCAUGCCCCCUCUGCAUUCUCCCUGUUUUCAUGCCCCCUCUGCGUUCUCCCUGUUUUCAUGCCCCCUCUCCGAUCUCCCUGUUUUCGUGCCCCCUCUCCGUUCUCCCUGUUUUCAUGCCCUCUCUCUGUUCUCCCUAUUUUCGUACCCCCUCUCCGUUCUCCCUGUUUUCAUGCCCCCUCUCCGUUCUCCUUGUUUUCGUGCCCCCUCUGCGUUCUCCCUGUUUUCAUGCCCCCUUUGCGUUCUCCUUGAUUACAUGCCCCCCUUGCGUUCUCCCUGUUUUCAUGCCCCCUCCGCGUUCUCCCUGUUUUCAUGCCCCCCUGUUUUCAUGCCUCCUCUCCGUUCUCCCUGUUUUCAUGCCCCCUCUCCAUUCACCCUGUUUUCGUGCCCCCUCUCCGUUCUCCCUGUUUUCAUGCCCCCUCUGCGUUCUCCCUGUUGUCAUGCCCCCUCUUCGUUCUCCCUGUUUUCAUGCCCCCCUGUUUUCAUGCCCCCUCUCCGUUCUCCCUGUUUUCAUGCCCCAUCUCCGUUCUCCCUGUUUUUGUGCCCCCUCUCCGUUCUCCCUGUUUUCAUGCCCCCUCUCUGUUCUCCCUGUUUUCGUGCCCCCCUCUCCAUUCUCCCUGUUUUCAUGCCCCCUCUCCGUUCUCCCUGUUUUCAUGCCCCCUCUGUGUUCUCCCUGUGUUCAUGCCCCCUCUGCGUUCUCCCUGUUUUCAUGCCCCCUCUCCGUUCUCCCUGUUUUCACGCCCCCUCUCGGUUCUCCUUGUUUUCGUGCCCCCUCUCCGUUCUCCUUUUUUUCAUGCCCCCUCUCUGUUCUCCCUGUUUUCGUGCCCCCCUCUCCGUUCUCCCUGUUUUCAUGCCCCCUCUGCGUUCUCCCUGUGUUCAUGCCCCCUCUGCAUUCUCCCUAUUUCCAUGCCCCCAUUGCGUUCUCCAUAUUUUCAUGCCCCCUCUGCAUUCUCCCUGUUUUCAUGCCCCCUCUGCGUUCUCCCUGUUUUCGUGCCCCCUCUCCGUUCUCCCUGUUUUCAUGCCCCCUCUCCGUUCUCCCUGUUUCAUGCCCCCUCUGCGUUCUCCCUGUGUUCAUGCCCCCUCUGCAUUCUCCCUAUUUCCAUGCCCCCAUUGCGUUCUCCAUAUUUUCAUGCCCCCUCUGCAUUCUCCCUGUUUUCAUGCCCCCUCUGCGUUCUCCCUGUUUUCGUGCCCCCUCUCCGUUCUCCCUGUUUUCAUGCCCCCUCUCCGUUCUCCCUGUUUCAUGCCCCCUCUGCGUUCUCUCUGUGUUCAUGCCCCCUCUGCAUUCUCCCUAUUUCCAUGCCCCCAUUGCGUUCUCCAUAUUUUCAUGCCCCCUCUGCAUUCUCCCUGUUUUCAUGCCCCCUCUGCGUUCUCCCUGUUUUCGUGCCCCCUCUCCGUUCUCCCUGAUUUCUUGCCCCCUCUCCGUUCUCCCUGUUUUCAUGCCCCCUUUGCGUUCUCCUUGUUUUCAUGCCCCCUCUGCGUUCUCCCUGUUUUCAUGCCCCCCUGUUUUCAUGCCCCCUCUCCAUUCUCCUUGUUUUCAUGCCCCCUCUCCGUUCUCCCUGUUUUCGUGCCCCCUCUCUGUUCUCCCUGAUUUCAUGCCCCCUCUCUGUUCUCCCUGUUUUCGUGCCCCCUUUCCGUUCUCACUGUUUUCAUGCCCCCUCUCCGUUCUCCCUGUUUUCAUGCCCCCUCUGCGUUCUCCCUGUUUUCAUGCCCCCUCUGCGUUCUCCCUGUUUUCAUGCCCCCCUGUUUUCAUGCCCCCUCUCCGUUCUCCCUGUUUUCAUGCCCCCUCUCCGUUCGCCCUGUUUUCGUGCCCCCUCUCCGUUCUCCCUGUUUUCGUGCCCCCUCUCCGUUCUCCUUGUUUUCAUGCCCACUCUCCGUUCUCCCUGAUUUCAUGCCCCCUCUCCGUUCUCCCUGUUUUCAUGCCCCCUUUGCAUUCUCCUUGUUUUCAUGCCCCCUCUGCGUUCCCCCUGUUUUCAUGCCCCCCUGCUUUCAUGCCCCCUCUCUAUUCUCCCUGUUUUCAUGCCCUCUCUCCGUUCUCCCUGUUUUCGUGCCCCCUCUCCGUUCUCCCUGAUUUCAUGACCCCUCUCUGUUCUCCCUGUUUUCGUGCCCCCUCUCCGUUCUCCCUGUUUUCAUGCCCCCUCUCCGUUCUCCCUGUUUUCAUGCCCCCUGUCCGUUCUCCUUGUUUUCGUGCCCCCUCUGCGUUCUCCCUGUUUUCAUGCCCCCUUUGCGUUCUCCUUGUUUUCAUGCCCCCCUUGCGUUCUCCCUGUUUUCAUGCCCCCUCCGCGUUCUCCCUAUUUUCAUGCCCCCCUGUUUUCAUGCCUCCUCUCCGUUCUCCCUGUUUUCGUGCCCCCUCUCCGUUCUCCCUGUUUUCAUGCCCCCUGUCCGUUCUCCUUGUUUUCGUGCCCCCUCUGCGUUCUCCCUGUUUUCAUGCCCCCUUUGCGUUCUCCUUGUUUUCAUGCCCCCCUUGCGUUCUCCCUGUUUUCAUGCCCCCUCCGCGUUCUCCCUAUUUUCAUGCCCCCCUGUUUUCAUGCCCCCUCUCCAUUCACCCUGUUUUCGUGCCCCCUCUCCGUUCUCCCUGUUUUCAUGCCCCCUCUGCGUUCUCCCUGUUUUCAUGCCCCCUCUCCGUUCUCCCUGUUUUUGUGACCCCUCUCCGUUCUCCCUGUUUUCAUGCCCCCUCUCUGUUCUCUCUGUUUUCGUGCCCCCCUCUCCGUUCUCCCUGUUUCCAUGCCCCCUCUCCGUUCUCCCUGUUUUCAUGCCCCCUCUGCGUUCUCCCUGUGUUCAUGCCCCCUCUGCGUUCUCCCUGUUUUCAUGCCCCACUGUUUUCAUGCCCCCUCUCCGUUCUCCUUGUUUUCGUUCCCCCUCUCCGUUCUCCCGGUUUUCCUGCCCCCUCUCUGUUCUCCCUGUUUUCGUGCCCCCCUCUCCGUUCUCCCUGUUUUCAUGCCCCCUCUCCGUUCUCCCUGUUUUCAUGCCCCCUCUGCGCCCCCUCUGCGUUCUCCCUGUUUUCAUGCCCCCUCUGCGUUCUCCCUGUUUUCAUGCCCCCUCUCCGUUCUCCCUGUUUUCAUGCCCUCUCUCUGUUCUCCCUCUUUUCGUGCCCCCUCUCCGUUCUCCCUGAUUUCAUGCCCCCUCUCUGUUCUCCCUGUUUUCAUGCCCUCUCUCCGUUCUCCCUGUUUUCAUGCCCCCUCUCUGUUCUCCCUGUUUUCAUGCCCCCUCUCCGUUCUCCCUGUUUUCGUGCCCCUUCUGCGUUCUCCCUCAUGCCCCCCUGUUUUCAUGCCCCCUCUCCGUUCUCCCUGUUUUUAUGCCCCCUCUCCGUUCUCCCUGUUUUCAUGCCCCCUCUCCGUUCUCCCUGUUUUCAUGCCCCCUCUCCGUUCGCCCUGUUUUCGUGCCCCCUCUCCGUUCUCCCUGUUUUGGUCGCCCCUCUCCGUUCUCCUUGUUUUCAUGCCCCCUCUCCGUUCUCCUUGUUUUCAUGCCCCCUCUCCGUUCUCCCUAUUUUCAUGCCCCCUCUCCGUUCUCCCUGUUUUCAUGCCCCCUUUGCGUUCUCCUUGUUUUCAUGCCCCCUCUGCGUUCUCCCUGUUUUCAUGCCCCCCUGUUUUCAUGCCCCCUCUCCGUUCGCCCUGUUUUCGUGCCCCCUCUCCGUUCUCCCUGUUUUGGUCGCCCCUCUCCGUUCUCCUUGUUUUUGUGCCCCCUCUCCGUUCUCCUUGUUUUCAUGCCCCAUCUCCGUUCUCCCUGAUUUCAUGCCCCCUCUCCGUUCUCCCUGUUUUCAUGCCCCCUUUGCGUUCUCCUUGUUUUCAUGCCCCCUCUGCGUUCUCCCUGUUUUCAUGCCCCCCUGUUUUCAUGCCCCCUCUCCGUUCUCCCUGUUUUCGUGCCCCCUCUCCGUUCUCCCUGUGUUCAUGCCCCCUCUCCGUUCUCCCUGUUUUUAUGCCCCCUCUCAGUUCUUCUUGUUUUCGUGCCCCCUCUGCUUUCUCCCUGUUUUCAUGCCCCCUUUGCGUUCUCCCUGUUUUCAUGCCCCCUCUGGGUUCUCCCUGUUUUCAUGCCCCCCUGUUUUCAUGCCUCCUCUCCGUUCUCCCUGUUUUCAUGCCCCCUCUCCGUUCACCCUGUUUUCGUGCCCCCUCUCCGUUCUCCCUGUUUUCAUGCCCCCUCUGCGUUCUCCCUGUUUUCAUGCCCCCUCUGCGUUCUCCUUGUUUUCAUGCCCCCCUGUUUUCAUGCCCCCUCUGCGUUCUCCCUGUUUUCAUGCCCCCUCUCCGUUCUCCCUGUUUUCGUGCCCCCUCUCCGCUCUCCCUGUUUUCGUGCCCCCUCUCCGUUCUCCCUGUUUUCGUGCCCUCUCUCUGUUCUCCCUGUUUUCGUGCCCCCUCUCCGUUCUCCCUGAUUUCGUGCCCCCUCUCUGUUCUCCCUGUUUUCGUGCCCCCUCUCCGUUCUCCCUGUUUUCGUGCCCCCUCUCCAAUCUCUCUGUUUUCUUGCCCCCUCUCCGUUCUCCCUGUUUUCAUGCCCCCUCUCCGUUCUCCCUGUUUUCAUGCCCCCUUUACGUUCUCCUUGUUUUCAUGCCCCCUCUGCGUUCUCCCUGUUUUCAUGCCCCCCUGUUUUCAUGCCCCCUCUCCAUUCUCCUUGUGUUCAUGCCCCCUCUCCGUUCUCCCUGUUUUCGUGCCCCCUCUGUGUUCUCCCUGAUUUCAUGCCCCCUCUCUGUUCUCCCUGUUUUCGUGCCCCCUUUCCGUUCUCACUGUUUUCAUGCCCCCUCUCCGUUCUCCCUGUUUUCAUGCCCCCUCUGCGUUCUCCCUGUUUUCAUGCCCCCUCUGCGUUCUCCCUGUUUUCAUGCCCCCCUGUUUUCGUGCCCCCUCUCCGUUCUCCCUGUUUUCAUGCCCCCUCUCCGUUCUCCCUGA